CCGUUGUGAAUGUGGGAAUGCGGUUGCCGGAGGCAGUGGACAUUGCUGGACAGUCGGCGGGGAUGUGCGCACAGAGCCGGCAGCACUCAGCGGCGGGUUGUGGUCCAAGUUAACGGGCUAUAGCGGGGAUGCGGGUGGCAGCCCGGGACAGCUGCGUGUCACCGGGUGUUUUUCCCCCGCCUUAUCGGGGAUUUUCUGCCUUUGUAUGGGAGACGGAAUGAGAGGGAAGCCAGGAGAGAGUCCCCGGCAGCUCCAUGGAGCCACGCAUUGCAGGCAGUGUGACAGUGGAGUGAAAUGAAAAGUGUCUGACACUCACUGCUGAGAGCUAAAGCUGCUGCUGCUGCACACAGACGUGACAGUACGCAACACCGUCAAGUUGUGGAGUAUUUGAAGCCCAAAGCAGCAUCAUGUUCUACGGCUCUUCCUCAGGGGCGAGUAUGUCCCUCCCGUCCAAGAGCCGCCUGAAGCGCCAGAGCAGGACCUUCACACAGGUCCUGUACCGUACUCUGAGUUACAGAGACCGAGUUCCAGCAGAGGCUGGCACAAACACCCGUGGGGACCGGCGCUCUACCACUGAACCCCCAGAGCGGCCGGUGGACGACCCGGCUGAACUCUCCACACAGAGCUCGGCCCCCGGGGUGCUGAAGAUAUUUGGAGAUGAGAUAUGUGCCGGUGCCAACUACAAGAGCGUCCUGGCCACGCCGCGCUCCAGCGCUCAGGAACUGGUCAAAGAGGCACUUGAGCGCUACUCGCUCAACAAGGAUGCGGCCCACUCUUAUGUCCUGUGCGAUGUCAUCGGACGACUGGAGGGGGGAGGGGGGAUCGGAGGAGGGGGCUGGCGGACUGAGUGCUUGCGCGCGCUGGGGGACAACGAAAAGCCACUGUUGCUCCAAGAGCUGUGGAAGCCCAGAGAAGGACACGCUCGCAGGUUUGAGUUGCGCAGGAGAGCAGAGGUGGAGGAGCUCAAUGCCAAGGAGAAGGACACCAUCACUGCUGGGCUCAAAACCCCCCAAUUCCUGGCGGCUCUAAUGGGUCGGUCCGGACUUGGCAAACACAGAGGCUCCCCCCUACGGUGUGGUCGAGUGGUACAAUCCAGCUCUAAAGACAUCAACGCCCAAGCUCGUAAGCUCCAGAGGAACAGGGCGAAGGGGACACUGACUCUGCCCCGCUCCAGCAACUCAUCCUUCUGCCGCAGCCUCAGUGAAACCAGCCUCAACCAGCUGGGAGUAGGUGAGGAGCCCAAACGUUAUUACUCAACCCUGCCGGGGCCCCUUAGGGCCCGAGAACGUGAAUUGGCCUCCAGUGGCCGGAGAAAAGAGGAGGGGACUCAGGGAGGAGGAGGGGUGAGGCACUCUCUCUACCAGUCCCCACAUCUCCUGCUGCUGCAGGGAUACAAUCGGCAGGACUGCCUCGUUUACCUGCUGAACAGAGAGCAGCACACAGUCGGCCAGGAGACUCCGUCAGCUCGCCCCAACAUCUGCCUGUUUUCUCCUGACAUCCUGCCCCUGCACUGCCGCCUGCGUAGAGUCCCUGCGCCCCGUCGCCAUGCCAACAACAACAAGGGAGAGGAGAUGGCGGAGAACCAGCGUUUCUGCGUCGCUGUGGAGCCUGUGCUCCACGCCACAGUUCUGGUGAACUUUUCCCGCUGUGAGCGCUCCACCACACUGCGGCACGGUGACCUCCUGUCAUUUGGAGCGCAUUACAUCUUCCUGUACAAGGACCCCACAGGCGCUAAGCCUCUGCCAGCUCAGACCCUGGCACGCCUUCGCACGCUGGGGCAGCUUUAUGAUAACGGGGUGGAGGAAGGAGAGGGCGGAGCUCAGACUUGUAAGAUGUGUGGUUCUGUGCUGAAGGACAGAGCAGUGCAGGCACUGAGUGCGUCUGCAGUCAGACGCAGCUUCAAACCUCACCUGGUGAAACCCCGCUGCGGGGGCACAUCAGCAGGAGGACCUGUUAGUUUGUCAGGAGGGGAAGGAGGAGGAGGAGGAGGAGGAGGAGGAAGAGGAGGAGGUCAGAAAAGGAGGCUACAGCUGGAGUUUGACCAGACUCAUGAAGACCAACUGUUGAAUAGAAUCGUGUCCCUCAUCGAACCUGGAGGAGACGACCAUAAGCUGACACCAGCCUACCUGCUGUGUCUGUGCAUACAACACUCUGCUGCAACGUUCCCACCUGGGAGUUUUGGAAAACUGCUGCUCAAGAUUGUGCGGCGCAUCCAGACAAUCGCAUGGGAGAAGACAAAGGAGCUGGCACAGAAGCAAGCUCAGCACCAGGACCCAGCCUCCCUGUCUCUGCUCAGUAUCUCAGACUUACUCCCAGACCUGCAGAUCAUCUUCUUCUGGAUGUCCAACUCCAUUGAAAUCCUCUACUUUAUACAGCAAAGAGCACCAGCGUACACACACAGCAUUGAGACACUGCAAGGGUCCAAGGAGUCGUUGCUAUCGGCGACCAUCUCAGCCAAUGAGGAGGCAAUGACUAUACUGGAGGAGGUGAUCAUGUACACUUUCCAGCAAUGUGUCUACUACAUCACCAAGGCUCUUUAUGUCGUGUUGCCAGGUUUGUUGGACUGCAAUCCAUUCCCAGUGGACAGCUCUGAGCCCUGCUGGAAAGGCGGCGUGGGGUUUCCUGAACCUAUACGCAGGGUCCUGCAGGUGUUUCAAAAUGCCCAGGAGCUCAUGCAGGUCUAUGAAGUCCACUCUGAGAUCCAGGCUCAGAUGUUCGCUUACCUCUUCUUCUUCUCCAACGUGUCACUGUUUAACCAGCUGAUGGACAAAGGUCCAUCCCGAGGUUGGCUCCAGCGGUCCAAGGUGCUGCAGAUUCAGGCAUGUUUGCGAAUGGUCAUGGAGUGGGCGAGCAGGUCCAGUCUAGGACAUCUGGCUGACAAGUUCUUCACCAAACUCAACAGCACCGUUUCCAUACUGGCCACACCCCCACAACAGCUCACACAGCGGAGUUGGCGAGCACUGUCAAGUGAGCACCCGACUCUGAAACCGGUCCAGCUGCACCGGAUUCUCACUCAGUACCAGCUCACAGCAGAGAUAGGCCCUGUUCCAACAUGGCAACCCAGCAGCGAGGAUGAGGCUUACAUAUACAGAACAGUGGACCUCCUGGAGAGCUUUGAGAACCACCCCCCCAUCGUGUUGCCCAGCGCCGGGUUCAGAGUGGACUUGGACAGCGAGUGUGUGGAAGACAGCAUCUACAGACAGCUGCUCUACAUCCGCCAUUACCUGUGGGGCCUGCGCACCAAGACGCAAACACACGCCAGCGCUCCCACCGUGCACACACACUCCAACGGAACCAACACAGCCGACUUGCAGAGGGAGCAGUUGCCCACGGCCCACAGCAGUCCUCGCUCUGCGGGUCCCGGGGACGAGGCGAUGGCAGAGACGGCAGAGGACAGGGGACGGGACAGACCCUCAGGCCAAACACAUACACACAGCCUCAGAAGGAAUGGCACCAUACACCACAUACGAAUGGCAAACCCUGACCCGUCCUGCCUCUUGACCCCUCCUAACACCCCACUCUACCCAGAUGGAGUAGGGGUAGGAGGAGGAGGAGUGCACACCCAGACUAAUGGCUGUACCAGCAGAACUGCAACAGAAUCGAAGAAGACCAAUGGACUCAUCGCCAAUGGAUUGGAGGGUAGGCUGAAAUCUAUACAGAAGUGCACAAAAUAACAGGAACACAGUGAUAUGAGAGAAUAUCAUGGGGAAACACAAUAAUCUGUGGCCACAAAACAGUAUAAGGAUCAUAAAGUAGUAUUUUGUAGCUUAAUACACUGUGUUUUUGCUAUUUUGUCAAACUCUUUUACCUGUUUUUGAAACGUCACCCCAGAAUAUCCCCAUUAAUAAUGGAUUUUCCUGUUUUGAAUUGCUGCACAAUUUGUCAUUAGUAGCACACGGCAAACAACGUACAUACUGUACAUUUCAGUGAUGCACAUUCUCUUAUAUAGAGAUCUUAUUGUUACAAACACAAUGUGGAUGCACAUGAUUACAAAUAAGAUUGUGCUAGUGCUUUUUAA
Solea senegalensis (Senegalese sole) is the source of this 4018-nucleotide messenger RNA. It is a transcript of the gene radil, whose product is annotated as Ras association and DIL domains. NCBI's taxonomy places the organism in Eukaryota, Metazoa, Chordata, Actinopteri, Pleuronectiformes, Soleidae. Gene Ontology annotation, biological process: neural crest cell migration; substrate adhesion-dependent cell spreading; signal transduction. The coding region runs from base 408 to 3674 and encodes 1088 amino acids. Gene Ontology annotation, cellular component: microtubule. Gene Ontology annotation, molecular function: GTPase binding. The transcript is spliced from 18 exons. The record is from RefSeq and is a predicted model, not a curated record.